AUGUAUGGACAUGAUAAUAAACAGUUUUUUGGUAAUAAUAAGCUGCUCCUACCGGAACAACCUGUACAUGAUGACUUCUUAGACACUAUGGAAAAGGUGUUCCACUGGUCGUGUAUAUUCGGUGUAUUUGGUUCGAAGAGGUACAUCAGUAUAUUGUGGAGUGCCCUUAUCUUGGCGUCGUUGGUGGUUAUAGAGUACUUGGCUAUUUGGAAGGUCAUUCGAGCAGUUACUGGAGUGGCCAGGGACACAAGUGGACACCGAAGCAUAACAGCUCGCCUCGCAGGAACAAUAUUUUAUUCGAUAUCAAUAAUGUCGCUGUUCGUAGCAUCGAAACUCUGGUACUAUUGGAGAAGUAACAUAUCGCUGUUGUGGGCUAAAGUGGAACGAUCAGUGGGGGUGAAGGUUCCUGCUGAUAGCACGUUAAAACGACGACUGUAUCUAGUUUUUGGACUAAUGACUUUUUGUUCAAUGUUUGAGCAUACAGUCAGCAUGAUUGCAUCGGUUGGGUUAGACUGUCCCUCAUCUUUAUUGAUGAAACGAUACGUGCUUGUGUCCCAUGGAUUCCUUUUUAUGGGACAAGACUACUCCGAAUGGUUUGCAAUGCCAUUAAUACUGAUAAGCACUUUAGCCAGUCUGCUAUGGAACUUCCAAGAUCAGCUCAUAGUCCUCAUCAGCAUUGGUCUUACAUCUCGGUAUUAUAGGCUCAAUGGCUUCGUCGCUAAAUUAUGUGAACUAGAAAAACAUCAGACGGAGUUUAAUAAGAAGUCAGAAGCUCUAAAAGUGUACACGUGGCGUAAAAUACGGGAGGCGUACGUGAAGCAAGCGAUGUUAGUACGACGGAUGGACGGAGCUCUCGGGGGCAUCGUCAUGCUGUCCUGCUCUUGCAACUUCUACUUCAUAUGCUUGCAAAUGUUCUUGGGAAUUACGCAAGGUCUAUCCACAGAUGUAAUGACAGGUAUAUACUACGUGGUAUCACUUGCCUGGCUGUGUACCCGCGUGAUAAGUGUCGUGCUCUCUGCGUCGGGAGUGAACACACAUUCAAAGACUGCCCUCAAGUACUUGUAUACCUAUGAAACACACUGCUAUAAUGUUGAAGUAGGAAGGCUCCAAGACCAACUAACUAAAGAUUACAUCGCCCUCAGCGGAAUGGGAUUCUUCUAUCUGAACAAAACUAUUUUGUUACAGAUGGCCGGUGCAAUCAUAACUUAUGAAUUAAUACUAAUACAGUUUGAUGGACAAGGGCAGAUAGAUACAGAAACUACUCCAAGCAUUCAUUUAAAUGUGACUAAUAUAUGA
This is a messenger RNA of Spodoptera litura, 1296 nucleotides long. Its product is annotated as gustatory receptor for sugar taste 64a-like. Gene Ontology annotation, biological process: detection of chemical stimulus involved in sensory perception of taste; sensory perception of chemical stimulus. Gene Ontology annotation, molecular function: taste receptor activity. The record is from RefSeq and is a predicted model, not a curated record. Gene Ontology annotation, cellular component: membrane. Lineage: Eukaryota; Metazoa; Arthropoda; Insecta; Lepidoptera; Noctuidae.